GCACAGGCAGAGGGAUUGUCCCUGGCAUUCGGACCACAUUGCCCCCAGGAGCUCCCUGCAGUGGCAAGGAAGGCUGUUCCCAGGGUCAGGAGCAGCACCCAAGGCUCAGGACACCAGGCACAGCUGGGUACUGGUGGUGUGUAACCAUUGGCACGCUGGUGCUGGUCUGUGCUUCGCUUUCCCCGUGGGUAACAGCUGUGCCAUCGUGGAAGUGGGUGAGAGUUCCCGUGUCCUGGGGCUGGGUGUAGAAGCAGGGCUGGGCUGAGGAGAUCUCCCCUGCCUCCAGGGCAGCAGCUCAGGCAGAGCCAGGCUGUGCCGGAGGGAAACAAGGAGGCAGAAGGGGGGUUUCUUCUCCUUUUUUUCGUCUUCAUUAUUUUGUUUAAUUUAUUAAUAACUUUUGCAUGAAAAAAAGCUAAAGUGUCGAAGUAUCUGUGCAGUUCUUCAACAUAUCUGCCAAACAUGAGAAUAGAACUGAAAGAAAUAAAAAGAAAGUUUGUCAAUGUAAACAUCUAGGCCCAUACCCAAAGCCCCUCUUAAGUCUGUCUAAUAUAAUCUAGUCUGUCACCUGCCAUCUACCAUCUCCAGUGAAGUGUCAAUGGAAGCAGGUCAGAAUGUUCCAGUCUGUGACAUCCCUCUCUGGCAAAGAGGCCUGGAUGUUUUCAGCCCCCUGGUCAAUGGGGACGAAGUUGGAGAGGUUCUCCGUUGUUUCCUUGUGCCAGGCACACUCCAGGAAAGCUGUGGCCAUGAGGGUUUCAUCCAAGCCUGGGUUGUUGUGGUUGGGUUUGGUGAGGACUCGUUCCUGUUCUUGGGGACAGUCCGUGUGCUGCCCUUGUCCCGCCCAGUCCAGGUGGGGUGUUAUGGGCUGGAUGGGAGGCGGGAGCUCCAGAUCCCCAAGGAUGGAGAAGUCUCCUUCGUCCAGGUGGUUGUUCAGGAGAGCUUCCCAGUCAGUGUCACCCUUCAGCUCGGUCAGGUCAUUCCGCUCCUCCUGGCUCCCGGAAGCAGAGCUGGGAAGCCGAGACGCCUUGGCCGUUGGCGUGGGCUGCUCGCGCUGCUGCCCCGCUUCCUUCUCCACGCCAUGCCAGUUCUGGCUGUUUUCAAACUCUUCAAACUCCUUCAGCAGCUGCUGCAGCUCCAUGCUGAUCUCGAGGUUGUUACGGGAGCUGCAGGCUGAGGCAGCUGGGCUGAUGACGUGCCAUGCCUCUUGCUGGGCUCUUUCGGGGGAGCCCGGCUGGAUCUGCACUGGUGACAUCCUCCACUCCUUGAAGGCCCUGCUCUUGAGCCGGUUGGCAUAUCUGGAGUGGAGCUUCCAAAAUGCGCCUCUCCCUGGUUCGCUCUUCUCCCGGGUCACCUUGAUGAAGCACUUGUUGAUGCAGAGGUUGUGCCGGAUGGAGCUCUAGGUCCAAAAGAGAAGAAAACCCAAGGCUGAAUGUUUGUCUGCUGGCGUGAGAGGGACCUACCUGUGUGGGGAGGCUGGUGCAAAAGCAGGUUUUCAGCAAGGCCCUUUGGGAAAAGAAAGCAGGAAUGGCAACACCAGGACAUCUCGGGCUACGUGCCCUCCAGAAAAUCCUCUGAAUGUGCCUGAAGUGCAGCAAAUAAUCAGAAAGGAAACUCAGCUGUUGGGUAAAUAACCCAGCAUUGGGCUCCCCAAAGCCAAGCCAAAGCAGCCAGCUCCUCCUCCCAAAGUGCUCACAUAGUUCCCCUGGCACAGGAGAGGCUGGGGAACCCAAGUGGCCCUGGAAAGGAGGAGGGACCGUCCGGGGUUCUCUUGCCUGUGAUGAGCUUCAGGAACCACUGGAGACCCAGCUGCCUGGGGAGAGGGUCUCAGCAGCUUUUCCCAGCGAUGGAGCCUCCUUGGCUGUCUGAGGGGCCAGGAGACCAGCCCUGUGCCCUGCUUGGAAAGCAGCAGCGCUUCAUCUGGGAAACUCCCCAGUGAGUGACUUGUCCAACAAACAGCAUCUCCAUGCCUCUCCUGUGCCUGGUCCUCAGCACCCAGGGAUACUCAGUGUGGUGACUUUUUGCACGUGUGCUCAGCCCUGAGGGACUCAGGACCCCACCAGCGUUCCAGAAAGGAUUUCUCCUUCCUUGGCCAGAUGGAGGAGGAGGCUGCGAGGAAGAGGAAGAUGCUGUGGGACAGCCAGGCAGGCCCUGAGCUGAGGACGGAGAGCAUGGAGGACAAAUCCCCCCGGCAGAACCUGGUGGGAGAGGCUGUUUUGAAGGGCUCCAGGGCACAGGAAGGCACUGGGGAGGAAAAGUCCCGGACAUUCCCCAGGAGGAGGGACUCUAAAGCCAGCCCAGGGUGCUUCGAGGAGGAAAGACUCACCCUGUGCUGGGAAGGCAGCCAGAGCUUGAGCCAGAGCUCUGACCUGGUGGUCCCUGAGCAGUUUCACACUCAGGAGAAGCCUUACAAGUGCUUGGAAUGUGGGAAGAGCUUCAGAUGGAACUCCCACCUCCUCACCCACCAGCGCAUCCACACUGGGGAACGGCCCUACAGGUGUGGGGAAUGUGGGAAGAGCUUCAGGCACAGCUCCCACCUCACCACCCAUCAGAAUUUCCACAGUGGGGACCGGCCCUACACAUGUGGGGAUUGUGGGAGAAGCUUCAGCCGGAACUCUGACCUGAUCUGCCACCAGAAGAUCCACACUGGGGAACGGCCCUACAAGUGCUUGGAAUGUGGGAAGAGCUUCAGCAAGAGCACUGCCCUCCUCACCCACCAGCACCUGCACACAGGGGAACAGCCCUACACGUGUGGGGAGUGUGGGAAGAGCUUCAGCCAGAGCUCCAACCUCAUCACCCACCAGCGUGUCCACACUGGAGAACGGCCCUACACGUGUGGGGAAUGUGGGAAAAGCUUCAGCCAGAGCUCCAGCCUGACCUGCCACCGAAAGAUCCACACUGGAGAACGGCCCUACAAGUGCUUGGAAUGUGGGAAAAGCUUCAGCAAGAGCUCCCACCUGAUUCGCCACCAGCAGAUCCACACGGGGGAACGGCCCUACAAGUGCUUGAAGUGUGGGAAGAGCUUCAACGUCAGCUCCAACCUGAUCCGCCACCAGCAGAUCCACAUCGGGCAACAGUCCUGAAAGUGGGGGGGAUGUGGGACAACCUUCAGUGCCAGCUGCACCUUCAUCACCCACCAGGAAUCCACACCAAGGAGAGGCCCUACACGUGUGGGGAGCAUGGGAGGAGCUUCAUCCACUGCUCCAACUCCAUCACCCAUCGGAGGAGCCUUGUUAGGAAGAGACCUGGUGCCCCACGUCCUGGGUGAUCCACGUUGGGCACAGCCCUAGUGAUCCGUGUUCCCAGUGAUCCGUGCUGGGCAGUGUACUGGGGUUUGGUAGCAGGGGGGACUCCAGGGGUGGGUUCUGUGAGCAGCUUCCAGAAGCUUCCCCCAUGUCUGGCAUCUGUUCUGACCCGUCCUGAAGGUGAGGGUGACCCAGGUUCUCAUUCAUCGAUCCCUUGGGGCAGAUUAGAGUGAAAGGACAGUAAAUGAUGGCUGUUUAUAAAUAUAUAUGUGUAGGGUUUAUUUUAGAACAGUUUGGUUGCCAUGUAAAGCAGGUUUGGAGCCAUUUUGGUUCUUAUCUCUA
Molecule: messenger RNA, 3581 nt
Organism: Manacus vitellinus (golden-collared manakin)
Lineage: Eukaryota; Metazoa; Chordata; Aves; Passeriformes; Pipridae
Product: zinc finger protein 239
Exons: 4
Coding region: 2091-3077 (328 amino acids)
Biological process (GO): regulation of transcription by RNA polymerase II
Cellular component (GO): chromosome
Molecular function (GO): DNA-binding transcription factor activity, RNA polymerase II-specific; chromatin insulator sequence binding; RNA polymerase II cis-regulatory region sequence-specific DNA binding
Source: RefSeq, a predicted model, not a curated record